Molecule: messenger RNA, 774 nt
Organism: Aureobasidium namibiae CBS 147.97
Lineage: Eukaryota; Fungi; Ascomycota; Dothideomycetes; Dothideales; Saccotheciaceae
Exons: 2
Coding region: 1-774 (257 amino acids)
Source: RefSeq, a predicted model, not a curated record
AUGGUCAUCAUCAGAGCCAUCGCCCACAGGGACACCGCCGACCUGGCCCACUGCCUCAGCAACCACCAACCCCACCGACCCCGAACCUUCAUCCCCGAUCUCAUCCAAGGAGCCCAAGUCAAACCCUGCACCGGCUGGCCAAACCUCACAAAGCCACCCACCAACGGCUGGUGGGCCGACAGACAAUCCUGUCAAUGCCCACCCUGCUACUUCUACUCCCUCACCGAUCAAAUUAACUCUGGCGCUUUACCUUUCUCUGUCGCUGUUCCUCUGGCUCAACUUAUCAAUGUGGGGUUGAUACGACUCAAUUUCCGUCAUGCUGAUCACAAUGAUGUGUUUACGACUGAGGAUAGAGAUUAUGCUUUGUCUCUGCACAGAGAUAUUUGCUACGGCAUCAAUUCGGGUCAGCUUCCUCUGCAGUUGCUUGAGAUUCUGCUGGUUGCUUCACGCAAGGCUGUGUUGAAGCCUUCGGAUGCUCGGGAGCCAGAGUAUCAGCACAAAGAGUUUGAGUUGUAUCUUAAGCGUGCCAUCAGGAAGUGCAAGGAGGACCAAAGCAAUGGCCAGAACGAGGAAGACAACGAUGAGCAAGCUCAGGAGGGUGCUCACCAGGAAGACGACCACGACGACGACGACGACGACGACGACGACGACGACAGUGAUUUGAGCCUCUCUUCCUCUGAUGAGGUCGAAGAUGAUGGAGCUCAUGAUGGUCGCUCCGACACUGAGACCGCUUUCUUGUGGACUGCUUCUGCAGCCAUUCGAUCUCGUCCAUAG